Molecule: messenger RNA, 710 nt
Organism: Cephus cinctus (wheat stem sawfly)
Lineage: Eukaryota; Metazoa; Arthropoda; Insecta; Hymenoptera; Cephidae
Exons: 3
Coding region: 151-648 (165 amino acids)
Biological process (GO): mitochondrial respiratory chain complex I assembly
Source: RefSeq, a predicted model, not a curated record
GCAAAAAAUUAUAUAGACGUUCUUUCACUGGCGCAAAAUCCAAAAGACUCAUUUUCAUUGGUUGGAGUUACAUAAUGGACUAGUCGAUGGUUUUGAGGAUUGUCGAAUCUGCCAUUUCUUGGUCGUACUCUUGAGUAAGGAAACGCAACAAUGUAUAAGAUUUUGCAAUAUAAGUAUACCGAUACGCCCGAUGGUAAAGAUGGAAUUAAAAAAAUGUUCUAUACUUGUAAAUAUGCUGCUGCCUUUGGAGGAACAUUGGGCCUGUUUGACCUCGUAUUUCAUUCCCAAGUAACAAAAUUCACAAGUAAAUUGAAUGUUCUUGCAGCUUAUAUAGUCCCAGCCGUGGGUUUUACUGCUGCUUAUACAGCAACAAUUUAUAUGGCUACAAAUCUGAGAGGAAAGGACGAUUGUUGGAAUUAUACUUUUGCUGCCCUAGUAACGGCUGGAGUAGUUGGAAUAGCACGGAAGAAUAUGUCAGACGCAGGUGCGCUGCUCCCAAUACUUACUCUAUUAUCAUUUGCUUACAAGCGUGGAACACAACAUGGAACAAACAUAUUCAAUCCAAAAAUUGUACGGGAAGGUAGAGUGUAUUAUCGUGAUUUGUCGCAAACAACAGAUUAUCCUAAAAAUUACACAAAAAGUUCAUAAAUUUGUAAAUCUUACAAAAGUUUAAUUGGUAGAGAGAUAAAUAAAUUCUGGUCCUAAAUCAU